Messenger RNA from Akanthomyces muscarius, 696 nucleotides. RefSeq lists its product as uncharacterized. The coding region runs from base 1 to 696 and encodes 231 amino acids. The record is from RefSeq and is a predicted model, not a curated record. Lineage: Eukaryota; Fungi; Ascomycota; Sordariomycetes; Hypocreales; Cordycipitaceae. The transcript is spliced from 4 exons.
AUGGUUCGACAGCGUCACAAGCCAACUUCAGAUACAGCCGCCACCGCCGCAGCGUCUGAGAGGCCAGCAAGAGCGCCGCGCGACGAGCCUAAGAUGACGAUGGAACCAGCCGCCGGUACCGAGCCAGCCGCGAGCAGCCAAUGGAGCACGCGAACGCAAUGGAUCUUCUUCGCGAUGGCCAGUGGUGUCUGCGCCGCGUUUAACGGCGCCUUUGCCAAAUUGACAACAACCGAUUUGACGACGAGUCUUUCCAAUGGCAUCUCAAACUUGAUCGGCCUGGCCGAGCACAAGAACAUUGUUGAAUAUGUCAUUCGAGCUAUGUUCUUCAUUUUGAACCUUGUGUUCAACGGCGUCAUGUGGUCGCUGUUCACUACAGCCUUGGCUAGAGGCACAUCGGCCACGCAAGUCUCUAUUAUGAAUACAUCGACCAACUUCAUCGUCACCGCGUUGCUGGGCAUUGCCGUCUUCUCCGAGAAGCUACCGCCGCUCUGGUGGGCCGGUGCCUCUCUUCUCGUGGUUGGCAAUGUCAUUACCGGACGCGAGAACGACGGUGAUGAAUCCGCGUCCGGGGAGGCUACUGUUGAGGCAGAGCCGCUUAUCAUGCUAGACGAAGACUAUGCCACGGGCAAUGCAGCCGAGGCAGCGUACAAGGAUGCGGAUGACUCGGAUGUUCCAGACCUGCCCAUGCAAUCAUAG